AUGGGUAAAGAGAAUCAGUUGGAGACUACAAAUUGUGGAGUCAAUGAUCACGAUUGUCCACCCGUCAAGAACGAGGAAGUAGCAGUUGAGGCACGUUACAGUACAGACAGUGACUCGGGUUUGCCGACUUGUCGUGUAUGCCAUUCUGCAGAAUCUGACAGACGGGGAGACGCUGCGUUAGGGUUUUUGGGUAUUACUCCUCCGGUUCCAGAAGCUCGUAAAAGCAAUGCAGACGAAACUGUUGACGAUGUCAGUAAAGCAACAGAGGCUGAGCUGAAGAAUUCUGUCGUUAAAAGCAAUGGAGUGGAAUCUGGCUUCGUCGAAAUAACAAGUCCUGAUGGGGAAGUUUUCAUUUGCACAAAUGAUAUCGAGAUGGGAAUCCAGCAGCAUCAGGAUGCGUUGCUUGAGCUUGGAUGUUCUUGCAAAAAUGAGCUUGCUUUGGUACACUACGCCUGCGCGCUCAAAUGGUUUCUCAACCAUGGAUCCACAGUGUGCGAAAUCUGUGGAUUUUCUGCGGAAAACGUAAAAACUGCUGAUUUCAACAAAGUGGUCAUUGCCUUGAGAGAUUACACGGCAUUAAGAGAAAGAACAGCUGAUGGAGGAGAUCCAAACUCUGUAUUACCGGUGAAUACAGAUUCAACCAUAGAUUCAGAUGAAGUUGCUGCUAUUCGAAGGCAACGACUUAGUGAGAUAUCUUCAUGGUUUGGUCCCCAUUCUCUGAACAACAACGGUAGCUCUGUUGCAGCUUCUCAGGCUAUGUCUGAACAACCUUUAGGUGUUGUGAACUUUGAUAUAAUGCCUAUGGAAAGCCGUGCAACUAAAUGGGCUGUGGAAGGUACCGGGAUUCUACUUGCUACCGGUUUACUCACCGUUACUCUGGUCUGGCUCAUUGCUCCUCGUGUUGGAAAGAAAACUGCUAGGAGCGGACUUCACAUCCUUCUUGGUGGUCUCUGUGCUUUGACAAUAGUCAUCUUCUUCAGAUUCGUCGUGCUCACUAGAAUCAGGUAUGGUCCUGCACGCUAUUGGGCAAUCUUAUUCAUCUUCUGGUUUCUCGUGUUUGGUAUUUGGGCUUCUCGUUCCAAUGCGUCUCACAGUAACCCUUGA
This is a messenger RNA of Arabis nemorensis, 1104 nucleotides long. The record is from the annotation of a GenBank genome assembly. Lineage: Eukaryota; Viridiplantae; Streptophyta; Magnoliopsida; Brassicales; Brassicaceae.